UCUUUUCAGAAUAUUGUCUACUAUGUCGGAAUAUUUUGAAUGAUAUUUCUAUAGCAUUAUUGGAAAUUCAACACGACAGAUUUCAUGUUGUCGAAUCAUUUUAUUUGACAGUGCAUGGUUUUUUGAUAUGUUUGUGUGUGUGUGUGUGUGUAAGUAUAUGUCAGGGCGCGAAUUAAAUCAUAGUUUUCAAUGAAAAAGAAAUUCAAUCUCUAUCAAUUUUACCAUCCAUUCUCAUUUUUCAAAAUCAAUGAAUAAAUCAAUCAAUCAAACAUAUAAACAAACAAUGUAUAUUGAAGAAAAACUACGACAACAACAAAUUGAAUCGGAAAUGUUACCGAUGAAACCUCAACGGAAACCAAGCCGUAAGCAAUUAUUGUAUCAACGACGAUCUCAAACAACACCCCAUUAUAUGUUGGCAUCAUGUUCAUCAAAUUCAACACUUCCGACACGUUUUCCAAUACGUACAAUAAAAUGUUUAAAUUUUCAUUGUUUAUCCAAAGUAUUUGAAUAUGUUGAUUUUAAAGAUUUGAUAAAUUGUCAAUUAGUUUGUUCAUUCUGGAAUGAAUGUGUUAAAUUUCAUUUAGCAAAACGUACAUAUUUUGCUUAUGGUAAACAAUAUAAUGAUCUACAAAGAAUGAAUUAUGAUGAUGAAAAAGAAUUUCAAAACAAUACCAAUGAUUCGAAUACACGUGAUCCACUUUCAUUGUCAUUAAAUUCAUUUUAUUCAUGUGAAAAAUGUCAAGCUAUUAUCAAUGAAAAAAUUGCCUACGAUCGUGAUGAAUCAAAUAAUUAUGCUGAAUCAAAAAGUUCCGGUUUAUCAUCGACUAGUGAAAAUCUAAGUUCAAGCUCAAGUCUAUCGGCAUCACAGACAAGUCUUACAUCAUCAUCAGAUUCUGUCAUUGAUUUAUUGGAUCAGAAUAAUAAUAAUACUAAUGGAAAUUAUAAUGAUUACCGUUGUGCUGAAUGUCAGGCUAUUUUUGAAGAAUUGAAAACAUUUACAACAAAAACGACUAAUAAUAAUAAUAAUAAUAAUAGUGAUAAACAGAUACGACAAAAUUAUUAUGAUCAAUUUAUCGAUGCUAUUCGUUUGAAUAUAUUUGAACGAAUUUUAUCUAAAUUACCGAAAUUACGAUUAUUAAAAUAUGCCCAAGGGUAUCGAUAUGGUUUCCAACAUAAUUGUUUGGAUGUAUAUGGAGUGAAUCUAAUAUUACGAACAAAUCGUCAUUGUCCACAUCUGACCAAUAUUGACCUAUCCAAUUGUGUUGGCCUCACCGAAGCCGAUUUCUAUCAAUUGGCUAAAUUUUAUGGUCAACAAUUGAUUUCAUUAAAUGUUUCGGGAUGCCGUAUUGAUGAAACUUGUUUACGGUUAAUAAUCAAAUCCUGUGAUAAAUUACGUUAUUUAAAUAUGGCGAAUAAUUUUUGUCGUCUACAAGGAACAUGUUUAGAAUGGAUUUCUGACAAAAUAGAAACUAUUGUGGCCGAUUAUAAUCAAAAUGUUCGUGUUCUUGAUGGCUUAUUGCAAGGAAAAGGGCGAAACAUUAUUGAACUUGAACUAAAUGUUGGCUAUUGUUUUAAUCCAUCAAUGCCAUAUAAAAUACUAGGCAAUCAUUUUCAGAAUUUAAUUUCAUUGAAAAUUAUAUUCAAAAGUUUUGGAAAAUAUAAACAAGGAAUUUUCAUUCAUUUAGCCAAGCUAAAAGAAUUAGAAUGUCUAUAUCUCAUUGAGGAGAUUGAUGAUUUUGAUUCUGAAAGCUCAUUGGAUGAUUUUUCAGUGUUGGAAAUAUUAAAAUCAUGUGGUUCAAAGCUACGUGAACUAUAUUUACACGCCGCAUCAUCAUUAUUUGGUUGUCAAUCAUCAUUAACUGAUCAUUCGAUCAGUAAAAUUGAUACGUUUUGUCCAUUAUUGGAAGUGUUUUCAAUAAAACGAGCAUCAAUUACUGAUCAAAGUUUGAAUUCAAUUGCACGCCUUAGGAAUGCCUACACUGUUCAGCUGAUUGAUUUAGAAUAUAUUAGCGAUAAAGGCAUUCGACAAAUUAUGACAUCAUUUCGUGAAAAUGAAGAUCAACAUAAACAAAAAUUACGACAGAUUUGUGGUAUCGAUAUCGAUGUUGGACAUAAUGGACCAAAUAUUGAACAAGUAAAACGAAAUUAGCCAUUGAAAAUUAGCACUAUUGUACUGAUAUGUUUAUGCAAUCCAUCAUGACAUUCAAAACAUUCAUCAUCAUAUUCAUUAAAUGGAUAUUAAUUACAUUUUGACAACCGAAUUUCCUUGUAUGUCGACGUUAUUGUUAUUUUUUUGUAUGCCUAUUUGUCGAUGUAUAUUAUACACUAAUGAUUAUUAUUCAAUUGAUUCGUUCAUCAUCAAUGUUUUUUUUAUCUUGAAUGCACUCGAUAUUUAAUGAAUAGUCAAACAUCGUCGUUUUAUUGACAACAACACAAACUUCAAUAGAUCAUCAUUCAUCGAUUCAUUCAACAAUCGCUAUUUAAUUUCGUGAUAAUCAACCAAAAAAAAAUUGAGAUUAAUAUCAGAAAAAUAUUGAGUACACUUAUGCCAUUUAUAAAUGGCUUGAACGGAAACAAUGAUGACGUUCGGUAUGGGCCACCACCCCCAAUAAAUCAUUUUUUUUUUUUUUUUUUUUGGUCAUAAUCAUUUUUAUUAAUCGCUUUCGAACCCUUAUAAUCAAUCAAAUCAAUCAGCCAAUCAUAGUAUUAUUACUUAUUGAUUGACGAAAACGUUGCAAAAUAAAAUAAAAAUCUUAUGACCUCUAAUAUUUGUUUAAAUAAAAUUCCAAAUAAGUAAAAUUCAAUUUGCAAUACUUUCACGAUUUGUAUUCAUGCACGUGGAUAUUUAAUGUUUAUUUUUUAUUAUGUUUGACAAAUAUUAUUAUAUUGAAUUGAA
Molecule: messenger RNA, 2896 nt
Organism: Dermatophagoides farinae (American house dust mite)
Lineage: Eukaryota; Metazoa; Arthropoda; Arachnida; Sarcoptiformes; Pyroglyphidae
Biological process (GO): SCF-dependent proteasomal ubiquitin-dependent protein catabolic process
Cellular component (GO): SCF ubiquitin ligase complex
Molecular function (GO): protein binding
Source: RefSeq, a predicted model, not a curated record